Molecule: messenger RNA, 1743 nt
Organism: Hyla sarda
Lineage: Eukaryota; Metazoa; Chordata; Amphibia; Anura; Hylidae
Exons: 8
Coding region: 1-1647 (548 amino acids)
Biological process (GO): regulation of transcription by RNA polymerase II; cell differentiation
Cellular component (GO): nucleus
Molecular function (GO): DNA-binding transcription factor activity, RNA polymerase II-specific; sequence-specific DNA binding
Source: RefSeq, a predicted model, not a curated record
AUGUCAGUCAAACCGAGUCUAGUCAGGAGUGGGAAGAGGAGCCGAAUCGCUACAACCAAAGAGAAGUCAGAUAAGAAGCCAGAAGUCAAGUUGUCGGAUAUACAAGGGAAUAAGGGAAAGCUAGCGACUCGGGUAAUGACUGCUUUCACAGGCAUCUUCCCAGUGACUGAUGCCGGGAUUAAUAACUUCAAUUACCUCAUAAGGUCCAAUGAACCUAGAUGUCAGUUUCUUAGACGGAUCCUUGAGACGGAGAUUUUUGCGCUGAAACCUCGAGACAAGUUAUCAGAUUUCAGCUAUGAGGACCCCUCUUUCCUCCAUGACCUGGAGCUGCACACAGGGAAGGCGUACCCCAAUCUGGGCAGCGCCCCGCAAUACACUGAACAGUCCCUGUAUUACUGGCAGUCCUAUAACCAAGGACUGGACUCAAACCAGGAGGAAUAUCCUCAAUCCUUCCAGAAUCUCCUCCCUAACCCCGCCCACAGCGACGACUCCUUAUACCACAACAGGGAGGAGCUACAGCCUAACCCCGCCCACAGCAACAACUCCUUAUACCACAACAGGGAGGAGCUACAGCCUAACCCCGCCCACAGCGACAACUCCUUAUACCACAGCCAGGAGGAGCUACAGCCUAACCCCGCCCACAGCGACAACUCCUUAUACCACAGCCGGGAGGAGCUACAGCCUAACUCCGCCCACAGCGACAACUCCUUAUACCACAGUCGGGAGGAGCUACAGCCUAACUCCGCCCACAGCGAAGACUCCUUAUACCACAGCCGGGAGGAGCUACAGCCUAACUCCGCCCACAGCGAAGACUCCUUAUACCACAGCCGGGAGGAGCUACAGCCUAACUCCGCCCACAGCGAAGACUCCUUAUACCACAGCCGGGAGGAGCUACAGCCUAACUCCGCCCACAGCGAAGACUCCUUAUACCACAGCCAGGAGGAGCUACAGCCUAACUCCGCCCACAGCGAAGACUCCUUAUACCACAGCCGGGAGGAGCCCUUCCCCAUGGCCGACGCCUACCCCGGCAAGAUGGCCCCUGGCUCGGUGGGGGAUGAGAGCUUCUCCUGGGCAUCUCAAGAAUGGCACAACUGGGACGACACCACCUGGAUGACCUGCAGCCAAUCCCUGGAUGUGAUGAGCGGCAGCAGACAUAGAGCGCCCCCCACAGGCUUCCAUUACACUGACAGCGGCUUCUAUCAGACAUCCAGCCUCACUGGUCUCGGAGCCGGCGCCGAAAAAGACAUAUACUACCCAGCGCAUGGCCAGAGGAGCGCCAAAGUAAAGGACGGCAAGCCCCCAACAUCAGCUAAUGCGGGUCCAAUCCAGCUCUGGCAGUUCCUCCUGGAAUUACUCCAAGACGCCUCCUGUCAGAAGUUGAUCAGCUGGACGGGCAAUGGUUGGGAGUUUAAGCUCUCCGACCCCAAUGAGGUCGCUCGCCGAUGGGGGAAACGGAAGAACAAACCGAGGAUGAACUACGAGAAGCUGAGCCGCGGUCUGCGCUAUUAUUACCACAAGAACAUCAUCCACAAGACCGGCGGGCAGCGUUACGUCUACAGAUUCGUCUGCGACCUCCAGGACCUCCUGACCCGACCCUCACCGGGCCCCCAGCACCAAGCCAAGGGCCACAGGCCGAAGACCCUGUGAGGAGCCGGCGCCGCCCUGCGCCAAAGACUGAGAACGCCACAUAGGGCGACGGGACCCCCGACCUGCAGUCAGAGCGCCCCCUGUCCAAGCACUGAG